This is a messenger RNA of Aspergillus saccharolyticus JOP 1030-1, 906 nucleotides long. Its product is annotated as spherulation-specific family 4 protein. The record is from RefSeq and is a predicted model, not a curated record. NCBI's taxonomy places the organism in Eukaryota, Fungi, Ascomycota, Eurotiomycetes, Eurotiales, Aspergillaceae. The transcript is spliced from 3 exons. The coding region runs from base 1 to 906 and encodes 301 amino acids.
AUGAUGGGGCAAGAAAAACACGUGAGAGACCGCCGCUGUCUCCCCAGCACUCGUUCACGAGUGAUUUUCGCUGUCUUUGUUUUCAUCGCCAUCCUCGCCGUUGUCAUUCCACCAGCCGUCGUGGUCACUCUUCACAAAAAGAACAGCAUGGGUCCUAAAGCUUCGGUAUUUGUGCCGCUCUAUGUGUAUCCUGCUCCCGGAGCCUGGGAUCCGCUAGAAAAAGUGGUCUCUACGCAUCCCGAUGUCAACUUCACGGUGGUGGUCAACCCCGGUAGUGGCCCUGGGCCCAAUGCGUUGCCUGACGCCAACUAUACCCGAGAGGUCCCUAAGCUCGCCUCCUAUGACAAUGUUCGUCUACUAGGUUAUGUCGCUACCACGUAUGCCAAUCGCAACAUCUCGUUGGUGCGCCGCGACAUCGAGACCUAUGCGGCCUGGCCGACCAACAGUUCCAACCCCAAGCUUGCGGUUCGGGGCAUAUUCUUUGAUGAAACGCCUCAGCAAUACGAUGCGAGCACCUUGGCAUAUCUCCAGGAGCUGACUGCGGUGGUGAAGAAUCAUUCAGGCCUUGGGCCGGAUAAUUAUGUCGUUCACAAUCCCGGCGUGAUCCCUGACUCCCGGUACCUGAGCACAGCUGAUUCGACCGUCGUCUUCGAAGCGACCUACCAGACCUUCCUCGACCGCCAGGGAGCUAAGCUCUUCGAGCAGAUCCCCAACAGCACGCGCCAGCAGCUCACGGCGGUCGUGCAUUCAGUGCCUUCCAGCGUCGAGGGCUCGUCCUUCCGCAACCUGGUGAAGCAGGUGCGCAAGGUCGCGGAUGAGAUGUUCAUCACCCAUCUCGACACCAACUACUAUGCUAGCUUCGGAAGCCAAUGGGAGCAAUUCGUCGAUCUGAUGGCGAAGUCCUGA